Messenger RNA from Callorhinus ursinus (northern fur seal), 2056 nucleotides. RefSeq names its product caspase activity and apoptosis inhibitor 1 (gene CAAP1). The record is from RefSeq and is a predicted model, not a curated record. Gene Ontology annotation, biological process: regulation of apoptotic process. Lineage: Eukaryota; Metazoa; Chordata; Mammalia; Carnivora; Otariidae.
CACUCGCCGUCAGCACUCGCCGUCCCUAGCCGCCGCCGCAGCGGGGUUUAGGUAGCUUCAGAGACGGCCGGCUUUUGCCGAAUGGUUGCAGCAGGGGGAUCAUGACGGGGAAGAAGUCUUCCCGGGAGAAGCGGCGCAAACGAAGCGGUCAGGAAGCGGCCGCGGCACUCACGGCGCCGGACUUGGUGCCCGCCCUAGCCAGUAGCGGCAGUGGAAGCACCAGUGGCUGCGGGAGUACCAGCGGCUGCGGGAGCGUCACCUGCUGUGGGAACACCAGCUUCAGUGGAAGUGUCACCGGCGGUGGGAGUGGAGGCAGCUGCUGGGGAGGGAGCAGCGUAGAGCGCAGCGAGCGCCGGAAGCGGAGGAGCACUGACUCAUCCUCCAGCGUCUCCGGGUCCCUGCAGCAGGAUACCAAAUACCUUUUGCCGACUUUGGAAAAAGAAUUAUUCUUGGCAGAGCACAGUGACCUUGAAGAAGGUGGACUGGACCUGACUGUGUCAUUAAAACCAGUUAGUUUCUAUAUAUCAGACAAAAAAGAAAUGCUUCAGCAGUGUUUCUGUAUCAUAGGCGAGAAAAAGUUACAGAAGAUGCUUCCUGAUGUGUUAAAGAACUGUUCAAUAGAAGAAAUUAAAAAACUGUGCCAGGAACAGUUAGAGCUACUAUCUGAAAAAAAAAUCUUGAAGAUUCUCGAGGGUGACAAUGGUAUGGACUCUGAUAUGGAAGAGGAGGCAGAUGAUGGCACUAAGAUGGGAUCUGAUUUAGUCAGUCAACAAGACAUCUGUGUAGAUUCUACUUCAACUGUGAGAGAGAACAAGCAACCUGAAGGUUUAGAAUUAAAACAAGGCAAAGGGGAAGAUAGUGAUGUACUCAGUAUAAAUGCAGAUGCUUAUGACAGCGACAUAGAAGGCCCAUGCAACGAAGAAGCUGCUGCUCCUGAGGUCCCUGAAAAUACAGUCCAAAGUGAAGCUGGUCAGAUAGAUGACCUGGAGAAAGACAUUGAGAAAAGUGUGAAUGAGAUUCUGGGACUGGCAGAGUCUAGCCCAAAGGAACCCAAAGCAGCCACCCUGACCGUUCCUCCACCAGAAGAUGUUCAGCCUUCCGCACAGCAGCUGGAGCUGCUAGAACUUGAGAUGAGGGCGAGAGCUAUUAAAGCCCUAAUGAAGGCUGGUGAUAUAAAAAAACCAGCCUAAUUAUUUGACUUGAAUCUGAGUUCUAGGUAUGUUGGAGCGAAGCCACAUCAUAUAAUUUUGUAUAUGAAGUUUAUUUUGAGUCUUAUGUGGUAUUUCUCAUGUAAUCCUUAUUAGAUAAACUCAUCUUAGGCCUAAAAUACCUGUGGUUUUUUUUUUUUUUACUGUUGUUACUUUUAUAUAUGUGUUAUUGCUUUAUGAAUUUAUGGCAGAUAUCAUUGGAUAACCUGGAUACUUUGUUAGAUGAGCAUUUAGCUAUGUCUGCAAAUUAAUAUCUGAAAAGCCAUUAGCAAAGAGUCACUGUAUUUUUUCCUUCAUUUUUAAAUGUUUUGGCAUCAAACCUAAAAGCUUAAGAAAGAUUGACCAAGCAUGUUGCUCUUAAGGUUACCUAUAUUUUGUGGUAGAAUAUUAAAUUACUGCUUUUAGAUUUGUUAACAAUUUAAGAAAUUUAGUCAUGCUUAUAUGCGCUUUUAAAAUAAGUCUGUCUUGGAGACACCUUCUGUGGGUGUGAAUUUACUGGUAAAAACAGAAUAACAUUUUUUGUUGUAAGGCUUAGAGGUCUGAAAUGGCUGAGAAAAAUGUUUUUUAUAAAAGAAAAAAGGGACUUAAUUUAAGGCCAUUUUUAAAAAUGUAGAAGUAAUUGCCCAACUUUAAUUCCAGCAGACAAGCCAUUCUAACAGGUAUUUGAUAUUAUUGGACACUUUGUUCAAGUUUUUUUCUUCAGUAAAAAGGGAACAUAUUUGCAUUUACAUUCCAAGGUAUUAGGAAAAGAAUAUUUUAUUGUACAGGCUUUUAUCUCAUGUUUUUGCUUGAAGAUCUGAUGUGCUAUAAUUCCAUGAAUUAAAAAUAAUAAAGACUAUCAUCCUGGA